AUGCACGCAGCCGCCGUUUUCGCAUCCGGAUCCUCGGCCCUAAUCACAGGCGGCGCCUCUGGUGUCGGCCUGGCGAUUGCAAAGCUCUGUCGGAGCAAGGGCAUGAAGAUUCUUCUCGUAGAUGUUAAUGCGGAGGCUCUUCAAAACGCCAAGAAGCAGCUUGUUGGCGAAAACGAUGCCGAGUCAGAUGUCGUCACGGCCGAAGCGGAUGUCAGCAAGGUGCAUGCUUGGGCAGAGUUGAAGAAGACUGCCACCUCGACAUUCGGCACGAUUGAGCUUCUCGUUCUCAACGCCGGAGUCGGUACGAGAGGAACCUGGGGAGACCAGGAGUAUUUCAGCAAGAUCUUUCAGACGAACCUCUUUGGCGUGGUCAACGGAAUCAAUACCUUCCUGCCCGUGAUCCAGGAAGCUUCCAAGACAAGGCCUACUUCUAUUGUCAUAACGGGAAGUAAGCAGGGUAUCACAAAUCCACCAGGGAACCCGGCCUACAAUGCGUCCAAGUCUGCCGUGAAAACCCUAGCUGAGCAUCUCAGCUGGGACUUGAAAGACACCAAUACAAGCGUCCACUUACUUGUUCCAGGAUGGACUUUCACCGGGAUGACCCGAGGAGGAAAUACUGAAAAGCCCGCGGGUGCUUGGGCUCCUCAACAGGUAGCCGAGUACUUGUAUCGCAAGAUGCAGGAUGACAAAUUUUACGUUAUAUGCCCCGAUAAUGAUGUUUCAGAGGAAACUGAUAAAAAGAGAAUGCUCUGGUCUGUGGGGGAUAUUGUGAAGGAGAGACCACCUCUUACAAGAUGGCGUGAGGAGUGGAAAAAGGAAGCAGAGGAAACCAUGGCCAAGACAAAUGUAUAA
This is a messenger RNA of Metarhizium acridum CQMa 102, 852 nucleotides long. RefSeq lists its product as uncharacterized. Gene Ontology annotation, cellular component: intracellular anatomical structure. Lineage: Eukaryota; Fungi; Ascomycota; Sordariomycetes; Hypocreales; Clavicipitaceae. The record is from RefSeq and is a predicted model, not a curated record. Gene Ontology annotation, molecular function: oxidoreductase activity, acting on NAD(P)H, oxygen as acceptor.